AGUUUCGACGAUGAAUUACCCGAGGAACCUUUCUGGCUAAGUCUGAUUAGGGAAACCAUAUGGGGCAUAAGAUCUUUGUCUGCGUUUCUGGUUGAGCAACCUAGUCAACUGAAAUACAUAGAAUGGCCUAGCUUUGUAAGCACGCUGAAGACUGCUAUUUUAACUCUUGUUCUAGUUGCCGGGCUCAUCGUUGCACUAGCAUCAGUUGACUCCCUCCUCUGCUAUAUUUUAGCUUUGUUGCUCAGAAGAACCCCUUGAUAAUUGAAUUAUUCCCUCAAAACACCUUUGAUGAAAUAUAUAUGUAUUCUUUGCAUGUUGCAUUAGGGUUAUCCACGGUUCUUUUAC
Messenger RNA from Hibiscus syriacus, 345 nucleotides. RefSeq lists its product as uncharacterized. Gene Ontology annotation, cellular component: membrane. The transcript has 4 exons. Lineage: Eukaryota; Viridiplantae; Streptophyta; Magnoliopsida; Malvales; Malvaceae. The record is from RefSeq and is a predicted model, not a curated record. The annotation marks the transcript as partial. Gene Ontology annotation, biological process: protein targeting.